AUCAGCAGACGUAUGCACGUGGUGCACAUGCCGACCACCUGUACGGCCCUGAGAUCGUGCGUGUGGGCCGCCGCCGCCGUUACACCCUGCGCCAACCGCGCCCGUACGCGGCCUAGCGCCUUCUCGACGGCCUCCGGCGCCGGUUUGUGGACGCUCAGCCGCCCGUACGGCACGCCGGAGGCCUCGCUCAGUACCGAGGACCACGCUGGGCCGAGCCGCUACCGCCUCGUUCCGCUAGCGAGCAUGAGCGGCUCGGGCCCAGCCACCCUCUUUGGACAGGUUAUCGCAAGCAGGACUUCCGGCUACGCCACCACACUAAACCACGACGCGACGGCGCGUUCUACGCAAUAAAUGCCCCGUGUUCGUCUCGCCGAUCGGGGCGGGGGGGGGGGCGAGCACAAGCGCUCGUGAGCUCGUCGAGUCCGACGAAGUGACGUCGACGUCGUCAGCCUAGCGCCAGAGCGGAGCGAGCGUACUCCGCUAUUGUUGAGGGCAGGGCGGCGACGACUCCGCCGUGCCAAUAGAGGCACGUCCCCGUCAAGUCGAACAAGAUGGUCCCGACUCGCCUUUCCCCUGCAUCCGACUAGGGCCUCGGUCACGACGCGUGCUCUCGCGCCUGCGACACGGUUUAUCGGAUCCGUCGUAAGUAGGUACGUGCGUACGUAUGUAGGUGGGUUCGAUGACAUGGCUCGUAUGGGCCAGGCUCGUGACGGCGCCGCGUUUGUUGUAGUAGGGAUUCUCAAGUAUGUAGUGACGAUCCUCACGAGGGCGCCCGUCCGCGCUGCACGACAGCGCUUUGCGAGAUUUGAGGCAGCCGGAAGCAAGGGCCCUGGGAGACGGGGCGUUGUUGGGCUUUCAAACAGGCUGUCAGGCGCAGACCGCCUCUAUGCUAUGCAGCACCCGAGAUUCUCUGCUUGCGGGCGGGGAACAGCGAGAAGUGACCCGUCACCGCCUCCUCCUCUGCUGAAA
Molecule: messenger RNA, 969 nt
Organism: Durotheca rogersii
Lineage: Eukaryota; Fungi; Ascomycota; Sordariomycetes; Xylariales; Xylariaceae
Exons: 2
Coding region: 13-351 (112 amino acids)
Source: RefSeq, a predicted model, not a curated record